This is a messenger RNA of Lucilia cuprina (Australian sheep blowfly), 4689 nucleotides long. It is a transcript of the gene dpr5, whose product is annotated as lachesin. The transcript has 6 exons. Bases 1845 to 2714 code for a protein of 289 amino acids. The record is from RefSeq and is a predicted model, not a curated record. NCBI's taxonomy places the organism in Eukaryota, Metazoa, Arthropoda, Insecta, Diptera, Calliphoridae. Gene Ontology annotation, biological process: synapse organization. Gene Ontology annotation, cellular component: neuron projection membrane.
CUUACAAUAGGUCAUUGAAAUUUUUAUUAAGCGGUCGAAGAAACGGUAGUAAGAAAUUCACAAACUCCUAUUUGUGUUGUCGUUCCUAUAGACAUCAAAAAAAAGAAACGUUCGGAUAAGGCAACAUACUGUGGCCCAGUUUCAAGACAUACAUGACACAGUGUACUUUUAGUUGAAAUAUUAAAGAAUUAGCAACAUAUUUUGUUGUCGUGUCUGGUGGUAGACGUAAAUGUUGCGACAUUAUGAAAUAGUGUAUGUAAUGUUAAGUUAUUUAAAUAAAUUUAAAUAAGGUGUAUAAAAAAUCUUUAAAAAACUGUUUUUUUAUUGUAUAAUAAAUAAGCUGCUAAUGUAUUCCAAAUGAGAUUUAAGAGAAAUUAUAAUAUUAAGUUUGUGUGUGUUUUUGUGGUGUAAAAGAAAAAAUGAUUCAGCAUGAACAAGUGUUUAAAAUUAUACAAUUCCCAUCAUUAUCAACAGCAGCAUCGACAGAAACCACAGCAACAACAUUAUUAUCAUCAAUCUUGCAAAGAUCCGUAAAAAAACAUGUUACUUAAUUUCACUUUGUAUUUGUAAAAUUGUUUGUUAAAUAAUCAAACUUUUUUCUAUACGUGUUAUUUUUGACAUAAACUUUCAACUCCUCCCCCUCCUGUUACCUACACCUUCUGUCCCUAGUGUAUUUUAUUUUAAGGAGGAGUUAAUAUUGAAUUCUAAUUUAUACAAAAUAAAAGAAUGUUGACAAAAUAUUGAUAAGAAAAAGUUUUCUAAAACCAGGAGAAUUGUAAACAAUCAAAUUAAAUAGGAAGUUUAAAAAAAUAUCUUAAAAAAAACCAAAUACUAAGAAAAAGAUAUUAUUUAUGAUAAAAGAAUAGCAAGAAAAGAAAAUUGAAAAAAAAAGAAAAUUUUCUUGAAACUUCGAUGUCAUUGAGAAACGAAAUUUUGUAUUUCAUGGAUAAUUAUCUCAACUGUCGGCAAUUGUUAUUGCUGCUACUCAACAUUGAAGCAUAAUUUAAUUGUUUUAACUGAAGUGUGAGUUACAAGGAGACAAAAGAAUAAAAUAAAGAAAAAAAAAACCUCAAAUUUAAAAAAGUAAAAGAUAAACAAAAGAAAAAUAAAAUAAAUAAAAUGAUAAGAAAAUGGAAAGAAAAAAUUUUCCUAGUAGUCUUUUAGGCGCUAGAUGCCACAUUUAAUUUGAAUAAUUAAGUGAAAGUGUGAGUGGAUGUGCGUUAAGAAGAAAAAUAAAAAUACAAAAAUAAACAGUUGCCAGUUACUUCCUUCUUAUUAUAACGUGGGCAAAGUAUCUGUUUAUUAUACACCGAAACAAAUCUAAUCAGAUUGAAAGAUUUUCCUUUUUUUAUUGAAAUUUUUAUAUAAAUUGUGUACGGCAACAAAUUGUAAUUUAAAGAACGAAAAAAAAAUCUAAAAAAAUUAAAUAAUAAAAACAAAAAUUAUAACAAAAGUGUUUACUAAGCAAGUGUGCUACAGUUUGUGUGUCCUGUUUCCUGCUUCCGUUACCAUUUUGUUUUUAAACAACUGCUGCUCAUAACUGAAAGUGUAUGUGUGUGAACUAGCAAAACAACAACAACAACAUCAUCAUCACCAUCACUCGUAAUGUUAAUUAUACAAACGAUGUCAAUGUCGUUGCCAUUGUAGUUCACCCGUAUAAAAUAAAGUGAAUUAUAAACGUAAGAGUGAGCAACUCUUUAAAACUCUUACACAUUCAUCUAAACAUACACAAGUGCAAUUUGUAAUUGUAUUUUUUUCUACAUAUAUGUUGUAUGCAGUAGUUGUUUGUAAUAAAUUUUCUAUAAUUUAUUCGUUUUGUUUUUGUGUGAAAAUAUUCACAUGAAAUGUUGCUGGAAUAUUUGACGAUGCUGUUUAUUUUUGGAUUAACGACACAUAUUGAAAGGACCCGAUAUUUAGUACAAGCCUUAAAAAUGCCCACAAACGAUACCCUGCACGAUUUCAAUCACAACAACAACAUGAUUUUAGACAGUUACGACAAUACACAUCCGGAAUUUGAUAAUUCAACCGAACGAGACGUUAUAGCAGCAGUGGGCACAACAGCACGACUACAUUGUCGUGUGAAAAACUUGGGUGAUCGAGCGGUGUCGUGGAUAAGAAAACGUGAUCUACACAUACUCACAAUUGGUAUAAUGACCUAUACCAAUGAUCAAAGGUUUCUAGCGCGGCACAUAGACAAUUCCGAUGAAUGGGUCUUGAAAAUUGUAUCCGUACAGCCGAGAGAUGCAGGUGUAUACGAGUGUCAGGUGUCGGUGGAACCAAAAAUAAGUCAAGCCUAUAAGUUAAUGGUAGUUACUUCCAAAGCACAAAUUUUAGCCAACCGUGAACUGUUCGUGCAAAGUGGCAGUGACAUCAAUUUAACCUGCAUUGCACCACAGGCUCCGGGUCCCUACACUCACAUGUUGUGGUUUAAAGAUAGUGAACUAAUCAACGACUCAACACGAGGUGGCAUACGCGUCGUGUCAGAACAACAAAUGAAAACUAGCAAUUUAGUUAUUUCUCGAGUAACACACACCGAUUCGGGGAAUUAUACCUGUGCGGCAGACAAUUCAAAUAGCGACAGUGUUUUUGUACAUAUCAUCAAUAGUGAAAAACAUGCCGCCAUGCAACAUGAGUUAGCGUCACGACUGCAUAUACCACGUAGCCUUUUAGUGAUACUAACCUUCUUCUAUAUUUUAGAACGAGUCAUUAAAUGAAACUACAUGCAACUGCAACAACAUGAAGAAAAACUACAUCUAUAGUCUGCUUUAUCACCGACAAACAAACAAACACAUUUUUCUAGUCCUAAAAUAAUAAUAAAUUACAUAUAACCACCGCCAGUAGUAGAGCAGAACCAAAUAAAUAAAAAACCCAACAAGAAACUACAAACGAGCAGCAAAUUGUAUUAAAUAAAUAAAAGUGCAGUGCGGUGCAAAGCAGCGGCAGUGUAGCAGUAGUUUAUAGCCGUAAUGUUUAUAAUUAAAAAACAAAAGGCUUACAGAAAUAUAUACGCAGGAAUUUAGUACAUACACAAACAGACUUUCUUAUACAAUGUAUAAUGCUUUUUAUGAAACCUUAAAAGGCUGAAGUUUACAGUUCGAAGAUCAUCUAAAAGUUUUACAGAUAAAAUAUAUAAAACUGUAACCCUUACUGUUCUCUAUCAACCACAAAAAAAUAUACACCAGAAAGCAACAACAACAAUGAAUUGAGAAGGAAAUUUGUGGAACAAGCCACCUUUGGCAGCAUAAUAUUAGUUUAAGUUUUAUUUUGUUUGUUCAAAGGAAAUAUGUAAUCCAGGUAAAAUCCUAACGUUUAAGACACAUACACAUGUGGCUUAAUAUUAAAUAUAUAUAAGUACACACAUACGUUAGCUCCUUUUCGAGCUAUAACUAUGCUUCAAAUACGUACACAUACUAAUACCAGCUUUGUUAAGGUAUAUAGAGACAGCUAUUUGAGACAAGUUUUCAUACGAGUAUAUUGUCUUAUAAUUAUUGGUAUUUGAUUAAGCAAAAAAUAACUGUACAACAAUUUAGUUUGUGAAUACUUAAGCAAAAGACAAUAUGUGUAUAAGAGGAUUGUUUGGUAUUUUUCUGUAACAAUGUGUGUCCUUGUUGAAAGCAUUUAAUGGUACAUAUGAGGUUGUAGUUUUGUGUUUGUUAUUUUCAACUUUCUUCUUACAACAGUGUAUGUAUGAUAAUAAAUAACUGUGCUUAAAUUGCUGCCUUUGCUGUUGUUGCUACGAUUAGAAUUACAAUACAAUUACCCAGCAAUCAAAUUUGAACAUUUUGAAAUAAUUAAAUUUUUGAAUGAAUUUUUUGAGAAAUUUCUAACAAAUAACAAUUUUUGAAAAAUUGUUUGAAAAAUUUUUAAAAAUAUCAAAAAAAAAUUUUUUAAUAUAUUUUUUUUAAAUUUUAUAUUUUCUCUAAAACAUGGAUAUGUGGUUGUUACCUCUUUGCUGGGUUAGUUAUAAACUACAGCUACUACUGUUGACAUUAAACAGAUGAAAAUCUGAAUAAGCUUUGCUAAAUGUUUGUAGUCGAAUAAUUGAAUGCUCAAGUUUUGUUUUUUUUUUUUUUUUUAGAAAAAGCACAAGAAAAUAAACAAAAUUUACUAAAAAAGGAGAAAAACUCAUGCUGAGUUUUGUUAUAUGAAAUUGAACAUUUUUUUGUCUUAUUUCUAAUAUUAAGGAUUUGUAUAGUAUAGAAUUCGUAUACCAUGUAUGUGUGUGUUGUACUAAGUAUAUGUGGAUAUGUGGUUGUUAGUAACUGUGAAUUUGUGCUUGUGUGCACAAGAAUAAGUAAAUAUUUACAAGCAAUUUCUGUUUGUUUAAGAAAAACUAAUAGCAUAAAGCUAGUUUAUGACCAAAAAGGAAAGAAAAAUAAAAAAAGCAAAAAUUAAGCAGAAACCUUAUAGACCUGUAAACAUUUGCAUACAUUAACAACAUGUAUGAGAACAUAAGCAUAAGGGAAGUAUAGCCAAUGUUAAGCAUUGAAAUAAAAAAGUUCCAUAGUUUGUUUAAAACACGUCCAAGUUAAAUAAAUAUAUUGUUGUUAUACUAAAUAUACAUAUUUCUUAGAAUCUCAUACAUUGGCAUACCUUCCCUCUUUUGAGACAUUUUUAUAACAUUUCAUUUAAACUACAAUUAUUUUCAAGUGUUUGCACUUCUUGCUCGAAAAAAAUAAAACAAGAAAA